Messenger RNA from Lottia gigantea (owl limpet), 1245 nucleotides. RefSeq lists its product as hypothetical. Gene Ontology annotation, molecular function: metallodipeptidase activity. The transcript has 11 exons. Bases 1 to 1245 code for a protein of 414 amino acids. Gene Ontology annotation, biological process: proteolysis. The record is from RefSeq and is a predicted model, not a curated record. Lineage: Eukaryota; Metazoa; Mollusca; Gastropoda; Lottiidae.
AUGAUUGGAUUAAAAUGGACAUCAAUAUGGUUAUUAUCAGUGAUAUGUAUAGUGGAGGGAUUUCUUAUAGAAGAUAUCCAUACACCAGCCACUGACCUACACAAAGCCAUUGAUAUCUUAAAACGAGUUCCUCUAGUAGAUGGUCAUAAUGACCUAGCAUGGCAUAUAGAGAUGUCUUACAAUGGUGAUUUACAGCAGUUUGAUCUGACCAAAGAUAUGAGGAAGUAUUUUCCCUAUAAUCCCAAGCAUCCUAGCCAGACUGAUAUACCUCGAAUUAAACGAGGUCAUCUGGGGGCUCAGCUAUGGUCAGCCUAUUCUCCGUGUUAUAAUCAAUAUAAAGAUGGUGUAGAGAAAGGUCUAGAUCUGGUAGAUUUAAUUAAAAGAUUUGUUAAAAAAUAUGAUCAAUAUUUUCAAUGGACAACAACUGCUGAUGGUAUCAUGAAUGCCUAUAAAAAUGGUAAGGUUGCCUCACUUAUUGGUAUGGAAGGUGGUCAUAUGAUAGGAAAUAGCUUGGCAGUGUUAAGAAUGUUCUAUGAACUGGGUGUUCGUUAUUUAACACUAACACAUAGCUGUAACACUGCCUGGGCAGAUAAUUAUAAAGCUACCAGAUAUAAUAAACCAGUGUUUCAUGGUCUGUCAUCAUUUGGUGAGAGAGUGGUUAAAGAAAUGAAUAGAUUAGGAAUGUUAAUAGAUUUAUCACAUGUUGCCUUGGAUACUAUGAACGAUGCUUUAGAUAUUUCUAUAGCUCCAGUUAUAUUUAGUCAUACAUCAUCAUAUGCUCUCUGUCCUCACAGACGUAAUGCUCCAGAUGAUGUUCUCAGACGUUUGCCAAAAAAUGGGGGAAUUAUUAUGGUUAAUAUCUAUCCUAAUUUUAUUAACUGUACAGUAGAUACAGUUUAUGGUGAUGAUAAUCGUACAGCUUCAGUUUCUCAAGUAGCUGACCAUAUGGAUCAUAUCAAAUCAAUCACUGGACCAGAUCAUAUUGGUAUUGGAGCAGAUUUUGAUGGCUCAGAUUAUUUUGGAGAGAUGAAAGAUGUUUCAACCUAUCCAUAUUUAUUUGCUGAAUUAGUUCGUCGUGGCUGGUCUGAUAUAGAUCUGGAAAAACUCGCCUACAGAAAUUUCUACAGGGUUUUCAAACAAGUUGAAAUGGUAAGAGAUAGUUUAAGUGGUAAUGAACCAGAUGAUACCCUGAUAGAUAUUAAAGAUAUACCUGAUAAAAGUUGUAUUACUACUACCUGGACAUAG